AAUGACCUUCCCGUGUCUCUCUUUCUUCCUGUCUCUCUCUUGCUGCUUCUUUUCUUUCUUUCUUUGUCUCUCUGCCUUUUCGGCUUCCUCCAUCGCCAUUUAUGUAGAGAUUCGAGCUCCUCUUCCAGAAGAAAGGAGGAGAAAAAACACUGUAUAAUUAUAAAUACAUAGAGAGAGAGAGAGAUACAGAGUUUGUGAAAAUAUAUACACAAGGAUUCGUUUUUUUUUUUUUUUUUGAAGGGAAAGAAAGAGAAGGAAGGAAAACGAUGAUGGGUUCUUAUUUUCUGGGUUGGUUGAUGGUUUUCUCUGCUUUGGUUCUUGCUUCUGCUACUCCAAAGAAUCUGCCGGUCCUGUCGUUCGAUGAAGGUUAUUCUCAGCUAUUCGGGGAAGACAAUCUGAUGCUCCUUAGAGAUGGUAAAACGGUUCAUCUCUCUCUUGACGAAAGAACAGGUGCUGGAUUUGUAUCCCAGGACCUUUACCUGCAUGGGUUCUUCAGCGCUUCGAUCAAGCUUCCGGCUGAUUACACCGCCGGAGUGGUUGUAGCCUUCUAUAUGUCGAAUGGGGAUAUAUUCGAGAGGAACCACGAUGAGAUAGAUUUUGAGUUCCUGGGGAAUAUUCGAGGGAAGGAAUGGAGGAUUCAAACGAAUAUAUACGGCAAUGGAAGCACGACCGUCGGGAGGGAAGAGAGAUACAGUUUCUGGUUCGACCCUUCCGAAGACUUCCAUCAGUACAGCAUUCUCUGGACUGAGAAUCACAUCAUAUUUUACGUUGACGAAACUCCAAUUAGAGAGAUACAGAGGACUAAAGAAAUGGGUGGAGAUUUUCCCUCCAAACCGAUGUCUCUGUAUGCAACAAUAUGGGAUGGGUCCAACUGGGCUACAAACGGGGGCAGGUACAAAGUAAAUUACAAGUAUGCCCCCUACAUUGCCGAAUUCUCCGAUUUAGUCCUCCACGGCUGCGCAGUCGACCCAAUUGAGCAGUCCCCGAAGUGCGACCAGGCUGUUCUCGAUGCCCUCUUCGCCGGGCCGUUGCCGGUGGCCGGAAUCACGUCGAAGCAGCGAGUCGAAAUGGUGAACUUCAGGAAGAAGUACAUGACAUAUUCGUACUGUUACGACCGCCUGCGGUACUCAAUUCCGCCGUCGGAGUGCGUGAUUGAUUCACGGGAAGCCGAGAGGCUUAGAGGGUUCGACCCGGUGACGUUCGGCGGAGGGCGGCGCCACCGUGGGAAGCGGCAUCAUCGGAGCCGGAUGAACGGGGAUGAGGGCAUCACAAUAUGAGUGGGAGGAGAGGGUGUAAUGUAAUUGAUGUGAUUCGAUUUGGGCUCUUUUGUCAAUUCCAUUUGGUUGGGUCUGUGUUCUUUUGUGAAUAGAGAGAGUGGAAGAUUUAUUUGAGAAUUGAGGGUGGUGGGUAGGUCAAUGGACUUUUCUUUCUUUUCUUUUAUGUUGGUAUAUAUAUAUUCAUAGCUAGUCUCCAGCGAUUUUCUAUUCUGAUAGUUUUGAAUUUUGAUUUCUGUUGUCUUCCUUCCUUACCCCCCCUGUUUAUGGUGGAUGAUUUUUGUACUUCCCACCCCACCAGCUACUUAAAUAAUAAAUAAAUAUAUGAACUAUGAAGGUGGGCAUUUAUUUUC
Molecule: messenger RNA, 1627 nt
Organism: Nelumbo nucifera (sacred lotus)
Lineage: Eukaryota; Viridiplantae; Streptophyta; Magnoliopsida; Proteales; Nelumbonaceae
Source: RefSeq, a predicted model, not a curated record